UCUGUAAACAGCUGUUAAAAAAACUUUAGCCGGUGUCAAUGGUUUUGGGAGAAAUAAUAUUUUCUAGAUUUUAUAAGUGAAUUAUUUAUUUAAAUCGUUUUAAAAUGUUUAGUUUACGUUUAAAUUUAACUAACAAUUUUAGACGCUUGCCACUGCAACGUCUGAAAUGCAGUAAAGUUGAAGAAAAACCCACAGAAUCUGAGCAAGCUGCUUCAGAUCAAACGAAAGUUUUGCAAAAUAUGUUAGCCACUGACGAAGAAGUUGCUAGACCUAAGAUUGAUCCUAAAGAAACAUCAAUUGUAUUAUUUCCGGGCCAGGGAACACAAUAUGUAGGUAUGGCCAGUAGACUUAUGCGUUUUCCAGAAGCAAGACGCAUAUUUGAAAUGGCUAAUGAAGUUCUGGGCUAUGAUUUGUUGAAAUUGUGCUUGGAAGGGCCAAAAGAUAAACUAAAUCGUACCGAACAUGCUCAACCGGCUGUAAUGGUAUCUUCGCUAGCUGCUUUGGAACAAUUGAAAGAAGAACGUCCCAAAGCUAUAGACAGUUGUGUGGCCACGGCCGGUUUUAGUUUGGGUGAACUUACGGCUUUGGUAUUUGCCGGCGUUAUACCAUUCGAUAAGGGUCUUAAAUUGGUGCAGGUACGUGCCAAUGCCAUGCAAAUGGCUUGUGAUAAGGCGACUGGUGCCAUGGCCAUGGUAUUAUAUGCUCCAGAUACGGAAAUUGGCGCUGCCUGUGCUAAAGCCCUACAGUGGUGUAUAGACAAGGGCGUAGAGAAACCCUACUGUGGCGUUGGCAAUUAUAUGUAUCCUCAUUGUAAAAUUAUUGCUGGUAAUGUAGAAGCUAUAGAAUUUUUAGAAAAGAACUCCAAGAGUUUAAAAAUAAGACGCAUGAAACGUUUGGCUGUAAAUGGUGCCUUUCAUACACCUCUAAUGGAACCGGCUGUUGAACCUUUUGCUAAAGCUUUAAGUAAAAUACAACUUGAAGAACCUUUAAUACGAGUCUAUUCAAAUAUCGAUGGUAAACCCUACAAAAGUGUGGCACAAAUACAGAAAAUGUUACCCAAACAGAUUGUUCGCCCUGUGAAAUGGGAACAAACUAUGCAUCAAAUGUAUGAACGUCAGCAGGGCGUUGAUUUUCCACGAACGUUUGAAUGUGGUCCCGGAAAAGGUUUAAUACCAGUUCUUGAAAAAGUUAAUGCCAAGGCUGCCAAUACUGCAUAUCAUAUAGAAGCCUAGUGUCGUUAUUUGUUUUAUCUCUUUUGUUGUUAAUAUUGUGUAAAUAUUUUUAAUGAUAUUUUUAAAAAGCAGUGCUAAAAACUUUAUAUAAUCAAUAAAUUUCUAAUUUAUUGUUCG
Molecule: messenger RNA, 1349 nt
Organism: Lucilia sericata (common green bottle fly)
Lineage: Eukaryota; Metazoa; Arthropoda; Insecta; Diptera; Calliphoridae
Gene: beg
Product: probable malonyl-CoA-acyl carrier protein transacylase, mitochondrial
Exons: 2
Coding region: 105-1232 (375 amino acids)
Molecular function (GO): transferase activity
Source: RefSeq, a predicted model, not a curated record